Molecule: messenger RNA, 5738 nt
Organism: Anneissia japonica
Lineage: Eukaryota; Metazoa; Echinodermata; Crinoidea; Comatulida; Comatulidae
Product: deoxynucleotidyltransferase terminal-interacting protein 1-like
Exons: 11
Coding region: 97-1218 (373 amino acids)
Cellular component (GO): nucleus
Molecular function (GO): DNA binding; nucleosome binding
Source: RefSeq, a predicted model, not a curated record
UGAGGGCGCUAUUUUCCAAGGCCUGACAAAAUAUUGACCUUCAACCCAACUGUGCUGGGUAAAUUGCUUGCAUGCAUCACAUCAACGCAAUUCAAGAUGGCAGAACCUGCGAAUGGCUUGAUCGCACAGGCAAUGCAGCCCACAUCUACUAGCUGUUGCAGGAAUGGAGGAAGUAAUGUCAUUGACACAGUUGCAGACCGAUUUCAACAGAAAAAAGCCAGCCUCACAGAGAGUAUACGAAAUCCAUUUUCUCAGACUUUGAAUACAUUUCCUCCAAAUAAGCAUCAUCGACUUGUACGCAAGCCAGGACAGGCAUACACAACAAGGUCAGGUGGAAGUUUUAAUCCAGUCACCACACUAAAUCUACUACGGCGUGCCCUUCAGAAAAAGAUCAAUGAAGACAUAGAGAAGGUUUUUCAACAUUAUAUUCAGUUCUUCCAAUUGGCUGUUCAGAAUAUACGAGACAAUUAUGGGCAAGAAUCUGUCAAUGACGAACAUCUGGUUAUUGUAUUAAAAGAUUGUUUAGAUGCAGCCAAAGAAAUUUUCAACCCUCCUUCGGAUGUUGCAUUCACGCAAGAAUCAAGGCUAGACUGGUUAGCAAUAGCUGGCUCUGCAGCCAGCUAUGCGGGAAGUGAUGCAGGCAGGACUUGCAGCUCAUAUAGAGCAGAUGAAAGAGAUGAAAAUAUCGAAACAGGUACAUUUUCUAUGCGACCCACGCCAUCAGUAACCACAAGAAAGAGAAAAGGACGACCACCCUUGCAUCAUCAAGAUUAUGAAAAUUCAGAUGAUAUCAAUCUAUCUAGACCAAGUCGACCUGCAAAGGUCAAGAGUGAGCCAGUGAAGCGUGAAGGACCAAAGUGGAGCCCUAGUCGCCUUACCACAGAAACAGAAUUUGUGAUGGGCGCCAAAGCAAAUAAAGCUCUUGGUUUAGGAGCAACAAGGGGCAGACUGUAUAUGAAACAUCCUAAUCUCUUCAAGUAUUCUGGUGAUCAAGAUGAUAAACAGUGGUUGUAUGACAAUAGGUUGAUGCCUGCGACUGGUGGCAAGGCCUACCUACUGAUCAAGGAAGACAUUCUAGAGUUAUCAGAAACCUCAGAUUACAGAAACAAUACUCUUCUACUUCAUGAGCUAAAACCAUUUGUAGUGCCGGAAAGAAUACUGCAGAAAAUGCGCAAAUUCAUGGAAAUGCAUCGGACAGACAGUACACCAGGAGAUUGAUAAAAACAUGGUGUGCUUACAGUACACCUGGUCCAUGAUGAUGCAUAUGUGUCCAAUUAUUAACACCUGAUAAUUGAUGACCUGAUGUCAUUGUCAGUACACCUGGCAUGAACCUGGCCUAACAUUACACCUGUUUAUAAAUGAUUACUAUGUGUCCAUAUAGUAAUCCUGACACUUCUAAAAGAACAGGUGUCCAUAUAUGUACACCUGCCAUGAAAGACUAGGUGGUUUUUGUACAGUACAUCUAUUUAUCAUCAAUGACCCAUUGUAUUUGCAAUAUAUCUGAUCAUUGAUGACCAGGUGGCAUUUGGCAGUACGUCUAAUCAUCAGUGAUCAAGUGUAAAAGUACUUGAAAUACACUGAUCAUUUCUUGCCAGGUGUUAUUAUUAGUAUGCCUGGCAUGAAUGACCAGGUGGCAUAUGGUAAUUCUUUUAUUCAUCAUCAGUGACCUAGUGUACUUGCAAUAUAACUGAUUAUUGAUUACCAGGUGUACUUAUCAGUACACCUUGCAUAGAAAACCAGGUGGCUUUUGGCAAUUCUUUUAGUCAUCAUCAAUGACCUAGUGUACUUACAGAACACCAGAUCAUUGAUUACCAGGUGUCCUCUACAUUCACCUGGUCAUUAAAGAGCCUUUUCCCUGACACCACCUGGCCAUUUGCAUAAACACGCAGUACACCUGGCAAUCAAUCACACAUGUGGCCUCAAAUUGUUUGCUGCAGGUAUCAUAUAAAUCCAAAUUUCCAUUUGUUAAACGUGUACUUCUGUUCUUUAAAAUUUAAUGUAUUUAAGCUAAAUUUGAACAAAGAUAACUGCAACAAUAUUUUUAACACAAUAGACAGUUUUUUUUUAUUAAUUUUUGUUAUGCUCCACAUAGUAAUUAUUUAACUAUGGAUGGUUAUGAUUAAAGUUUGCAGGUAUUUUUAAUUUCCCGUAUUUAUUUUUUUUAGUAAAGAUUACGUCUGGUGUUUGUGCCUUCACUUUAUAUUGAUUUUAAGUUUCUCCAGCAGUUAUUGUUACACCAGUCAUAAUUGAAUUCUUAUUGGAUGUUAGUGUAUGAUUGGAUUAUGACAAUUGUAUGAUUAGAUUAGGACAGUAACAUCUAAUCUGAAUUUUUAAUUUGUUUAAAGAGUAACAAAGGCUACUGCCUUUAGUUUAAUGCACUUACAUUGUAUUAUUAUGUAACUAACAUCUUCAGCCUGCUAGAAGUAUGUUAACACUAUUUACUAACUUUAUAUUUUCUCCCAGCGACCACUUGAUGUGCUCUAGUUGACUGGAAUAAGUUAGACUAAACUCAUAAACAAAGAAAAAAACAAUAAUUUGUAAGAUAUUUGGUGAAAUAAUAAGGUUCAAUUGACAAACAAGAAAAGUUUUUAAACUAAACAAAAUUAGUAAAUCAAACUAAAAUGCAUGACUUGUUAAGACAUGACAAAGAAUCGCACUAGAAAGAUUUUUAAAAGGAUAGAAUGAGUCAACUUAAGUUUUCCAAAGUUGCAUGGAGGCAAAUAUAAAAGAACAUGUGAUAUAAUCUACUCUUUCAUUUAACGUAUGUUGAAUACAGUUCAAAUAAGCUUUAAUUUACUUCAGUUGAAGUCAGCUAUGGUCUAAUAAAAGUAGAUAAUUUUGAAAAAAAUAUAUAUAGUUUUGUUAGCUUCAUAGACUUGUACUACAUCACAAACAUCUAAUUAAUACACUGAGAAACUAUUUAAAGACUUCCCAAAUAUAAUAAAUAACUGAUAAUAUGCCUUUAUUUAAAAAAAUAAAUAAAUAAUAACACCAGUGACGAAAUACUUUUUGUUAUUUAUUACCUUGUUGAUUCCAGUCAACUAUUUCACAACAGUGGUGCCUUUUUUUCUUAUUUUUAUUUUUCCAAAGUCCAAUAAUGCUUAGUUUAUAUUCUUAGCUAAAAAAGUUGUAGGUAUGUAUAAAAUAAAUAUGCUCUUAAAGGUUAAAAAUAAUUUGUAUUUCAGAUUAAAGGCACUAUGUAUGCUGUAACAUGUAAGAGAAAGUACUGUGAUGCCACAGCAUAGUCCCUUUAAUCUUAACAAAGAAAGUAUGUUGGGUACCGGUAAAUUGUUAGGUUCUGAUGUCUCCCAGCAAGGCUGGCACCUUGCUGGAUGGAGAGGCCAGUUAGAGAGUGAUUGAAAUAUUGAAACUAAAAUGAUUAUAAAGAAUUUUACUAUAUAAUUUAUCAUAUAAAUGUGAAAAAAAUCAUUUCUACAAGCAUUUGAAUUUUGUACAGUUGUUAUAGUGAUGUACAUUAUUAAUGAAAUUUGAUAUCCAUAAAUUAUAAAUAUGCUUGUAAUUUUUUCCAAAAAAAAAAUCUCUAAAGUUUUUUUUCUUUUUUGGAAGAUUUAAAUGUUUAAAAAAAAAAAUUGUAUUUCUCUUUGUUUAUGAGCUGUCACAAAGGUUAAUUGAUGUUUUUUUGAGAGUGAAUUGGAUUUACCAAAGCUUAUAUGUGGAGAUAUGUUCUUCCAUGUAUUUUCUAAUUUGUUUGUGUAAUACGUCUUGUUCUGUCUUGCAAUUUCAUGAGGUUACGCUUUGGUUCAUUCAUCGACAUGAGUUUCUGGAGACGACAAACCGAGAAACCUAGAUGUAUUUGGUACAGAGACGAUUUGGAGAACAUUCAUUAUUUUAUUUUAAUGCACCUAAAAUAGAUCCUUGUCAAUUAGUAUUUUAUGAAGUUACCUUUCUUCUGAAUGGAACAGUCCAUCUUUUUUCAGCCAUUGAAAACAUUGAAAAAUUAGUUUAACUUAUGUAAAUACCCACUGUCAUGCGAUACUAAAUCUACCAAUCAAAUGACAAGGAUUUAUCGAGGUGUGUUACAAUACUUGCUUCAAGGUACUGUACAUGAUAUAUAUGCUCUGAAAUUUUACACUAAAUAGCAUUUUGUGAUAAAAAGUGAACUAGAACAAAAGCAGGUAAACAUAACAAUGUACUUAAUAUGGUAGGUGCACUGAUCACAGUAUUGGGCAAGUACAGGUACCAGUCCAUGUUCUAGCAUCUUAAAUUGACAUUUGAAUCGUACUCUUCUUAUUUUGUCAUGUAUCAAUAUUAAAUACAAUACAGUACCUAUGCCUGAAUUAUAUCUCUGUAUUGUUUGGCUUCUGAUUUUUCAGUAGUCCUUUGGCGUCUGAUGUUGUCUGAUCAUUACACCCCACUCCCUCCCCUCCCAAACUAGAUUUGGGCUAGUAAAAUCAUGAAGGGUUUCAUUGUAUCCUGCUAUUUUCAAUAAUUAAGUAAAUACUGUGGCCUUUGAUUUGAUGUUUCUGAAACAUUUUUGGAGGUAAAUUUAUCAAUUAAUCUGUAAUUUAUUUGAUUAUAUUAUGUUUUUAUAAGAUGUCAAAGUUCAGAAAUAUUAAUUCCAAAUUUAGAGUUUUGCAGCAGUGUUGUAAACAGGUACUGAAUUUGGAAUUUUUUUUUUCGAAUUUGAAUGUUCACUAUUAAGAAAUGUAUUAUGUUUAUUCCCUGCAAUAGUGUAGUUAUUAAGUGCAUUUAAUUUGAAUAUUAUUUUAGCAUUACUAUAUAUAAUUCUUAUAUUUAUUAUUUUAGUAAUAUACUUCCAAUGUACGUAUGUUAUAUGCAAAUAAUAUAUAAUUCAUUUGGUCGUUCUAACAUAUUUUCAUGCAUUAUAAUUUAUUUCGUUAUUUCUCUUCUAUUAUAAACCUGGUCAAAAAAUCACAAAAGCUCAAUCUAUAAGUCCACUUAUUUUCUAACCACCAUAAUUAUGUACUUAUUGAUAAAGUUGAAAAGUUGCAAUUCAUUCAUUAAUUAUUAUUAUUAUUUCACCUGUCUUGUUGAUAUUUAUUUCAGUGCAACUCAUUGGCUUUGCUGUAUCACAUCUACAUUUUUAUUGUUAUGCGAUUUAAUUUUCAUACAUAAAUGUAUAGUAAAUAACAAUAACAUUUUCACGGUACUGUACCCAGAUUUAUAUGCUCAAACCCCCCUGCCCCCACACACACAUAUUUGUACCCCAGGUAAGAGUAGCAGUUGCUUUGUUUCAUUAAAAAUAUUAAUUAUAGGUGAAUUAAUUAUAGUAUAUCAAUUGUCAUUGUGUUUUAAAUUCUAAAACAAUUUACUUCUCUUUUAUUGAUUUUGACUAAGAUAUAUUGCAUCAAUUGGUCACUCCUCCCUCUGUAUUGGGAUGAAAAUAUUGUUUUAAGGACAUUCCUUGGAAUUUAUGGUUUUAUUUUAAUAUAUAGUUACAGUAAAGGCAUGUUAUUUAUAAACAGUAGCCUGGAACAAGAUAUUGACAAUAACUACAUUGGUAUUUUUUUGUAAUAAGUAUUGUGCAAAAGGUUAAAAAUUGUCUUAUUCUGUGUGUUCUUUUUGAAAAAAUUCAAGGGAGAUGUAUAUUGUUUUGUUCAUCCUAACCUACACAAUGUCUCACUAUACACACACACACUGUUAAUAUCAGGCCUUUAAGGUGUAUUUUUGUACGUAGAAUAUGUUUAUUUAUUUGUGAAUUGUACAGAAUAAAGUGUUUGUAAGAAUAAUAAAUAAAGCAGUUUUUACCAUUUAAA